CCCACUAACACAUAUCACCUCUCCAAUCUCCACCGUCUGGCUCAGUCUCUCUCACUCUCUCUCCCUCUCCCGCUCCUCUCCUUCUCUUCCCUCUCCUCUCUCACAUUCUGUCACUUGCUCUCCCGCACACACUCUCAUGCCUACUGGCACCUAAGGACAGAGCACCCUCCUCUCCCAGUCCAGCAGCUAGGCAGUGCAUGCGUGCGUCGGUCUGGGGUGCCCGACGUCGAGCCGAGGAAAAGGACGAGACCAUGGAGCACAGCCACAUCUUCACCGUCGCGUCCGGCAACGAGAGUGUCUGGAGCCCGGGGCUGUCGCCCCCAGACUCCCCCCAGGGAUGCCCCCUCGGACCGCUGCCCGUCAUCUACUACAGCGCCCUUCUCUGUCUCGGCCUGCCCGCCAACAUCCUGACUGUCAUCAUCCUGUCCCAGCUGGUGCUGCGGCGUCAGAAGUCCUCCUAUAACUACCUCUUGGCCCUGGCGGCCGCCGACAUCCUGGUCCUGCUGCUCAUCGUGUUCGUGGACUUCCUGCUGGAGGACUUUGUCCUGGGCGCGCCACUGCCCCUGUACCUCAACAAGGCGGUGCAGGUCCUGGAGUUCUCCUCCAUCCACACCUCCAUCUGGAUCACGGUGCCGCUCACCGUCGACCGCUACAUCGCCGUGUGCCACCCGCUGCGCUACCACAGCGUCUCCUACCCGGCCCGCACGCGCCGCGUCAUCACCGCCGUCUACCUGGGCUGCCUGCUGUCCGCCGCGCCCUACUACUGGUGGCCCGAGCUGUGGCACGGGCUGCCGGGGGUCGGGGGCGACGGCGAGAGUCCCGGGGGAGGGGGUGGGGAGAGCAGCGUGGCGCAGCACGUGCUGGUGUGGGCGCACUGCGCCACGGUCUACCUCCUCCCCUGCGCCGUGUUCUUCUCCCUCAACGCCGUCAUCGUCCGGAAGCUGCGCCGGCGCCGCAACUGCUUCCGGCUGCGCGGCUACUCCACGGGCAAGACCACCGCCAUCCUGCUGGCCAUCACGUCGGUGUUCGCCGUGCUGUGGGCGCCGCGCACCCUCAUGAUCCUCUACCACUUCUACUCGGCCCCUCCGACGGCGGCCGGCCCGGCCCGCCUGCUGCACCUGCUCACGGACGUGGCCAACAUGUUGGCCCUGCUCAACACGGGCGUCAACUUCUUCCUCUACUGCUUCAUCAGCAAGCGUUUCCGGAGCAUGGCGGCGAGUGUGCUGCGGGCGCUGUUCCGCUGCAGGAAGCAGCGGCCGCCGUUCUACGCGGGUCACAACUUCUCCAUCACCAGCAGCCCCUGGAUCUCCCCUGCCAACUCGCACUGCAUCAAGAUGCUGGUGUACCAGUACGAUAAGAACGGCAAACCUGUCUGUAUCUCGCCCUGAGCGCUCCCCCCUUACCCUAUCCGUAAAACCCGACAGGGGCCCGGCCGGGAGCCCUGUUGCCUUGACAACCAAGCCACCGGACUCUCCUCGAUGGAACUCUUUUUGAACUUUCAAAUGUCAUUGGAGCCGGUGAGCUGAAGGGGCCUAACAUGACCACGGGUCUGGUGACCGGAGCUAGAACACAGAGCUGCCAGGAACUGGGAGACAGAUUGCCCCCGAAGAAAGGAGAAAGGUUGUAGAAAAGAUUAAAAAAAACAUGAAAAAAGAGAAAGAAAAGACACAAAAUGCCAGGGUUGUUCUGCUCUGAGAAGUGGUCUCUCCGUCCUACAGGGUACAGGGCUAGGCUGCAUGUGUUUCUUUUCCCAUGCCACAAUAUGGAGGCAGUGGAGAUGUAGACCCUGACUGGCUUGAGUGACUGACUAACGACUAUAUUAUAGCCUGGAGCCUCCAUAACGAGAUCAGACUCUGAUUAACGGCUUUGGCGGCCAGCUUAUCGCUGCCUUUUAUGUGCGCUCAUCCGUAAUUGCCGUUCAGAGUGACAGCUCGGACGGACCCUCUGCGACACAUCCACGUCUCCGUGACAUUGAGACACCGAUGCCGUUGCCCCGAGAGGGCGUUGCUAUGUGAAUGAACAGACGGUUUGUUAAUAUGUGAUAGGAUCGAGGGGGUCUGGGUUAAGCCUGUCACCCGUAAGGCCAGGGAAUGGCAACCAGACUCUCCAUGCCAACGAAUCCUGACACGUCACGUGGGAACGCCGUUGACAUUUCCCGAUCAAAUUCACGAGACGCCCAGGUGCAUUAGAAAGGGACUUUAAUUAAAAAAACGUCCUGUCGGCCAAUGUCAUCACGGCUGAGGAGAUCACCCAUGUACAUGGAGGUGUCAUGCAGAACAAGAUGUCUACCCUGCCCGAAUCUCAGUUGAGAACCAGCAGCUUCUUACUGUUGUAAUGGUGACGUUCAAAGUGCUUAGGGUAGACUUGACUGUUAUAGUAGAAACACAAACUAAAUAUGAAGUUACGCAAAAAAUACGACUUGGGGGAGUGAAGAAGGUAAAGUCUCCAAGGCCUUGUUAUACUUGUAACCAUGGAAGUUUCUGCUUUUAGUAGAUAGUCCUCAGAUAUUUUACAGUAGGCCCGUCUUUUAUGACUGUUUCUUGACAUUCUAAGCCAAAUGGACAUGCAUAUGUGAUGCAUAGCUUUGCAAACCUGUAUGUUUUAAAAACAGUGAGGGAGAAUGUGCAAUAUAACUACGUUCUCCUUUUCUCUGUGCCAAAUUCAACUCCAUUGUGAUUAAGAGCUACAGCACCUUUCCCACCCAGCUCAUCCUUCUGUCUGUGGAGGUGAAGGUGGACUGGACACCGUGAAUCUCCCUCUGUUCACAAGCCAAUACAUCAGCCCCUGUCUCUGUCCCUCCCGGUAACAUACCAUCAAACACCCUACCCAUCACUAUGCCUCACUCUACCGGCAGAGCCACACACACAUACACACACACAUACACACACACACACA
Osmerus eperlanus (European smelt) is the source of this 2895-nucleotide messenger RNA. RefSeq names its product G protein-coupled receptor 139 (gene gpr139). Gene Ontology annotation, biological process: phospholipase C-activating G protein-coupled receptor signaling pathway. The record is from RefSeq and is a predicted model, not a curated record. The coding region runs from base 198 to 1388 and encodes 396 amino acids. The transcript has 2 exons. NCBI's taxonomy places the organism in Eukaryota, Metazoa, Chordata, Actinopteri, Osmeriformes, Osmeridae. Gene Ontology annotation, cellular component: plasma membrane. Gene Ontology annotation, molecular function: G protein-coupled receptor activity.